Glycine soja is the source of this 4107-nucleotide messenger RNA. RefSeq names its product importin beta-like SAD2. The record is from RefSeq and is a predicted model, not a curated record. Gene Ontology annotation, cellular component: nuclear envelope; cytosol. Gene Ontology annotation, molecular function: small GTPase binding. NCBI's taxonomy places the organism in Eukaryota, Viridiplantae, Streptophyta, Magnoliopsida, Fabales, Fabaceae. The transcript has 22 exons. Gene Ontology annotation, biological process: protein import into nucleus. The coding region runs from base 320 to 3418 and encodes 1032 amino acids.
UAGUUUUUUCUCUCUCUCGUCGCAAUGAAAAGUACUAACUAGGUAGUAGUAGUAGUAGGAAGAUGGUUAAAAACCCGUAAACGUAAACCCUAGUAGUUUAAAUAGCCUCCAUCUUCUUCCACUGUUUUCUCUCUCAACUCAAUACAAAUCGCAAGGCACUUCUUACUCGCUGUUUGAUUCGAGUUUGCUCUCUCGCUCCCGCUCUAAACCCUAGAGCACGCUCUUUCUAGGGUUUAGAUUUCGAUUCCUCGUUGAUUUCGGAAUUCGUGUUUUACACGUUGAUCGGAGAAUUUUUUUUUUCUAUCGAAUUUUCGGGGUCAUGGAUCUUCCUAGUCUCGCUGUUAUACUCCAAGCCGCUCUCAGUCCCAAUCCGGAUGAACGGAAAACAGCUGAGCAGAGCUUGAAUCAGUUUCAGUAUGCGCCUCAGCAUCUGGUGAGGUUGUUGCAAAUCAUUGUAGACAACAACGUUGACAUGGGUGUACGACAAGUGGCGAGUAUUCAUUUCAAGAACUUUAUUGCCAAAAAUUGGUCUCCUCUUGAUGAUACGCAACUGAAGAUCUCACAGAGUGAUAAGGAUGUGGUGAGGGAUCACAUUCUUGUGUUUGUAACCCAGGUUCCUCCUUUGUUGAGGGUACAGCUUGGUGAAUGCCUUAAAACAGUUAUACAUUCUGAUUAUCCUGAGCAGUGGCCUCAUCUUCUUGACUGGGUGAAGCAUAACUUACAGGAUCAACAAGUCUAUGGUGCCUUAUAUGUGCUGCGGAUUCUUUCUAGAAAAUACGAGUUCAAGUCAGAUGAGGAAAGGGUACCAGUUUAUCGCAUUGUUGACGAGACAUUCCCUCACCUUCUCAAUAUAUUUAACAGGCUUGUCCAGAUUGUUAAUCCAUCACUUGAAGUAGCUGAUUUAAUCAAGCUUAUCUGUAAAAUCUUCUGGUCCUCCAUAUAUUUGGAGAUUCCUAAGCUGUUGUUUGAUCAAAAUAUCUUCAAUGCAUGGAUGAUGCUUUUUUUAAAUAUAUUGGAGAGGCCUGUCCCCUCUGAAGGUCAGCCUGUUGAUCCUGAUCUUAGAAAAUCAUGGGGUUGGUGGAAGGUCAAGAAAUGGACAGUUCACAUUCUCAAUAGGCUCUACACUCGUUUUGGAGACUUGAAGCUGCAAAACCCCGAAAAUAGAGCCUUUGCUCAAAUGUUUCAGAAGCAUUAUGCGGGGAAAAUUUUAGAGUGCCACUUAAAUCUGUUAAAUGUCAUUCGUGUAGGGGGCUAUUUACCUGACAGAGUUAUCAACCUAAUUCUUCAAUAUCUAAGCAACAGCAUUUCAAGGAAUAGUAUGUAUACUCUGCUGCAACCACGGCUUGAUGCCCUUCUUUUUGAAAUAGUGUUCCCCCUUAUGUGCUUCAAUGAUAAUGAUCAAAAGCUUUGGGAUGAAGAUCCACAUGAAUAUGUAAGGAAAGGCUAUGACAUUAUUGAAGAUCUUUAUAGUCCUAGGACUGCUUCCAUGGAUUUUGUGAGUGAGUUGGUUCGAAAACGUGGGAAAGAAAAUCUUCAAAAAUUUAUUCAAUUUAUUGUUGAAAUUUUCAGAAGGUAUGAUGAGGCUUCUGCAGAAUACAAGCCCUAUAGACAAAAAGAUGGUGCUCUUCUUGCUAUUGGAGCACUUUGUGACAAAUUGAAGCAGACUGAGCCAUACAAAUCUGAACUUGAGCAUAUGUUAGUGCAACAUGUCUUUCCUGAGUUCAGCUGUCCUGUUGGCCACCUUAGGGCUAAGGCAGCAUGGGUUGCAGGACAAUAUGCCCAUAUUAACUUCUCAGAUCAGAAUAAUUUUCGGAGCGCUUUGCAGUGUGUUGUAUCCAGAAUGCAGGAUUCUGAACUUCCUGUGCGUGUUGAUUCAGUUUUUGCUUUGCGUUCUUUUAUUGAAGCUUGCAAAGAUUUGAAUGAAAUCCGUCCUAUUCUUCCUCAACUCCUUGAUGAGUUUUUCAAGCUUAUGAAUGAAGUCGAGAAUGAGGAUCUUGUAUUUACAUUGGAGACUAUUGUGGACAAGUUUGGGGAAGAGAUGGCCCCUUAUGCGCUUGGGCUAUGCCAAAAUUUGGCCGCUGCAUUUUGGAGGUGUAUGAACACUGCAGAAGCUGAUGAAGAAGCUGAUGAUCCAGGUGCUCUUGCUGCAGUUGGUUGUUUACGUGCUAUUAGCACAAUACUUGAAUCAGUGAGCAGGCUUCCUCAUCUUUUUGUUCAAAUUGAGCCAACUUUGCUUCCCAUAAUGCGUAGAAUGUUAACAACUGAUGGUCAAGAGGUUUUCGAAGAAGUUUUGGAGAUUGUAUCAUAUAUGACUUUUUUCUCUCCAACAAUAUCAUUGGAUAUGUGGAGUCUUUGGCCAUUGAUGAUGGAAGCACUGGCAGAUUGGGCAAUUGAUUUCUUUCCAAAUAUUUUGGUUCCUUUGGACAACUAUAUUUCAAGGGGAACUGCUCAUUUCCUUACUUGCAAAGAACCCGACUAUCAACAGAGUUUAUGGAACAUGAUUUCAUCUAUUAUGUCAGAUAAAAAUAUGGAGGACAAUGAUAUUGUGCCGGCUCCAAAGCUUAUCGAAGUUGUCUUCCAGAAUUGCAGAGGACAAGUCGAUCACUGGGUUGAGCCAUAUCUCAGAAUUACAGUUGAACGCUUGCAUCACACUGAAAAAUCAUAUUUGAAAUGUCUUUUCAUGCAAGUGAUUGCAGAUGCUCUUUACUACAAUGCAGCUUUGACUCUCAGCAUAUUGCAAAAGCUAGGUGUUGCAUCAGAAAUAUUCCAUCUUUGGUUCCAUUUGCUUCAACAAGUUAAGAAGAGUGGAAUGCGUACUAAUUUUAAAAGGGAACAUGAAAAGAAAGUAUGCUGCCUUGGUUUAACAUCAUUACUGGCACUCCCAGCUGAUCAAUUGCCAGCGGAGGCUUUAGGUCGGGUGUUCCGGGCCAAUCUUGAUCUUCUAGUUGCCUACAAGGAACAAGUUGCAGAGGCUGCAAAAGAGGAAGAAGCUGAAGAUGAUGAUGAUAUGGAUGGUUUUCAAACUGAUGAUGAAGAUGAGGAAGGAAAUGGUUUUGACAAGGAAAUGGGAGUUGAUGCUGAUGAGGGAGAGGAUGCUGAUACUAUCACACUUAGAAAGUUGGCUGAACAGGCGAAGUCAUUCCGGCCCAAUGAUGACGAUGAUGAUGAUUCAGAUGAUGACUUUAGUGAUGAUGAAGAGUUGCAGUCCCCAAUUGAUGAGGUUGAUCCUUUUGUUUUCUUUGUGGAUUCAAUCAAAGUGAUACAAUCAUUGGAUCCAUCGAGGUUUGAGAACCUUACCCAGAAGCUUGAGUUCAAUUAUCAAGCUCUUGCUAAUGGUGUUGCCCAGCAUGCUGAGCAGAGAAGGGCAGAAAUUGAAAAAGAAAAAUUAGAGAAGUCGACGGCUGCCACAGCUUCUUAAGCUUCUGAAUGUACAUUAUUACUGCUGCAUUUUUUAAUUCUCAAGUUCCCUGUUACCCAUUCUUUAGGAGAAUCAGAGGGUUGCCUAUAUUUGAGGCAUUUGUCGGCUUUGUGGUCGCCAGUUGUUGGUCUUUGAUCAUGAAGAGUUUGCAGUUUUGAAGUGCUCGGAGCUCUGUGCACCGAAGUUGCCAUUGUCCAGAGAGAGGAUUGCAUUCGAGGAACUGUGGAGUCAGCAGUUUCUCCAGGUCUUAGUUCACAGCUUAUUGUUUGGUGCUUUGGGGCUAUCCUUUUGGAGGAAAGUGCCCAUUCUUGCCAAGACUGUGUUGUCCCCUUCCUCCCCUUUCCCUUUUGUGGGCUCCUUUUAUAGUCUCCAUGUAUGUGCCAACUUAUUGUUUCAUGGAUACAACUCUGUAAUAUUUUGUACCUGUCACAUAGACGGGUAUGUAGGGUCGCCAAUUGCUUUAUUGGUAAUUUUUGGUGAGGGAUGAUAUAAAAAAUUUUGUUUUUUUUACAUCCUUUUUCAGUCAUUAUUUUUGGGUUGAGAGUAUAGUCCAUGAGUAUUGAUGAAGGCAUCAGUUUUGGGUUAUACAAAGCUUUUUUAAGGGUCCCUUACUCCGCAGGUUGUAAAACAGUUAUGUUCAUUCAUUAUAUAAAUAUUUUGUGGGAAGCAAUCAGCUCGAUUCAUGUUUA